Molecule: messenger RNA, 5832 nt
Organism: Cryptotermes secundus
Lineage: Eukaryota; Metazoa; Arthropoda; Insecta; Blattodea; Kalotermitidae
Exons: 8
Coding region: 363-3875 (1170 amino acids)
Molecular function (GO): protein binding
Source: RefSeq, a predicted model, not a curated record
GCAGGUUGGUGUGAGUAGAGCGCUAUAGCAUGUGUGCUCGUUUGUGUGUUUGUUCGGAUUCAAGGCGCGUGGUGUAACAGACAUUCUCGUUGUUGUGUUCAUGCGCAGUGAAACGGGGCUGUAAAUUGAGAUCUGCUUCUUACUUUCCGGAGGAAACACGAAAUUAAAGGCUUCAUGUGGUGAGUGCCCCGUUCUUCCUUCAUUGCUUGACCGGUGGUGUGUUUCAGUCUAAACCAAUGACGAAGGACCGAGGCUUCUCCACUGUGGCUCCUCCAUGGGGUCUGGCAUGCAACAUGACUGAAUAGUACAGUCGCUGGAGGCAGUGGAUUUGCUGUACCCAUGCGAAGUGCCGCGACUCCACCAUGCGUUUGUUCAGGAGCCGACGUCACUCGGAGCCACCCUCAGCGCUUGGCCCCAGUCCCAGGGAGGGGGCCGAGUACCAGACCGUGAAGGCAAUGCCAGCAGUCGUUCUGGAAGAGGCGAGUCCCAGGGAGAUGAAGAGAAUGCUGUCCACGUGGGGCCGACGAAUGGGGCGGAAGUUGGAGUCACUGCGCCGCGGGGACUCCAGAGAGUCCCUGAACGUCACUCCGUCUACGCCGCCCCCUCCUCCUCAUCCGACAACAAGCAGCGGUGAAACCGUCCGCAAGAGGUCGCCAUGGCGUAUCGGCCGCAGUGCAUCCGAGUCCCUCUCACCCCCGCCCUGCAGGAGUACUGCUAUCAAUGACACAGAGAGUACUCGAAGGAGGGCUCUCAGCGACGUCACAGAACAUUCACCGUCACCUCUCAAGAGCUUCUUUAUUAGGAUGGGUUCUACCGGCAUGCUGAAUGGCUCCAAGCACCAUACCCCUCCAAGCUGCAGUCCCAAGGAACGAGCUAUGCCAUAUAACCCAGAUCUCCCUGGGGGCAAAGUGCUUUUCAAGAGUUGCUCCACGUCUCAGCUGUCUACUUCUUACGUUAAGGGUGAGGACCCCGCUGACGGGUUGGACCUGUCCUUGCAGUGUUCAGAGAGCACAAGUGAUAUUCCCGCCGCUACUAGAGACGGGGGUGAAGUGUUAGCAGGUAUAAAAAAGCGAGUGCCAUCCGUUGAAGCUGAUCCCAGUUACGUACCCACCAAAACUCGAAGCUGCGAUAACAUAGCAAGUUUGGGUACGAACACAACACAGCCUUCUACCGCACCAUCUAUCGGAGGAAACAGAAGAGCAAAUUUUCCAUAUGCAUUUUUGCGUUCUAAAUUAUCCGUCUUACCUGAAGAAAAUGGAGGCAGCGUUGUUAAUCAGCAGAGUCGAAGGAGGGUGUCGAAUAAGGAAAGCUUCCCGGAACACCGGAGGUCCCUCAUUGAGCAGAGCUCCGAACGAGCCUAUAGGCUAAGAGCAAAUUCCGAAGAAUGUGUUCCUGCUGCAUUGUUGGCCGAGGAUAAUUCGUCAUUCCUUGAAGGUACAAAUACGUUAGGCCGUAGACGGAAGGAUAAUCCAGAUGUCAAGUCUAUCAGACGAUAUAAUUAUUCUUUUCCACAGUCUUUCACCGCGGUACCUUACCAAAGUAGCAUUGGUGAAGAAUAUCCGUUGGUACAAAAGUCAGGCCAACCGAGUUACUACGUCAGUUCGAACGAAUCAGGUUAUGAUAGCGAUGGCCCUCGGCAUGGAGAAGAGUCCAUAUGCAAAGUGGGAUCUAGCGAGAAAUGUCUGAACACUACCUUAGACCAGGACGGAGACAGUGGGAUAAUUGCCAAUGAAAGUUCGGACUCUGGAUCAAUACAUGACUCCGAGCUCGGAAAUAGCGAAAACGGGACUGGGAAUGGUGGAAAGUGUCAUAGCGAAAUACUGGUAAGUGACCCCCCUCCACUGCCUCCACGCUCUUCAACACCGAAUCUAGAAGGGCAGCAGCCGUUUUCGCUCCGGCGUGAUAACUGGGCACGAUCAUCAAGCAUCGCUGCCCUGCACACAUCGUGCAGCAGUAAGGACGCGCGCACUGCAGAGAUUCUCGCCAGUCUGGCUCCCUGGGAGAGAGAGAGAAGCGCACAUCUUCAAGAUGAAGCCACCAACACUCGCCGGUAUCAGUUCCUGACGUCCCAGUUGGUGGCGGAAACCUCCACUUCUCCAGCGGAACACUCGGGCCAGGACACAGCACACAGAAACUCCAGUGGAGCAGUUGAGCUGGGAAGUAUUUCAACAAAAAGUACAGAAGUACAAAAUGAAAGCCCUGAAGUAAUUGAUAACUACAGGAGACUUCCUGGGGCGUCCUCUCUGACGUCGUUACAUGACCGACAUAACAGAGACCUGUACAGAAGGCGGUUCAUUCUUGUCAGAAUUGCAAAGACGAAGGGAGCUGAUCUUCUGGGUAUACACCUAGUGCAACAAACACAACCCAUCGACACUAACAGAAAUCCAUCCGCAGUCCGAUUCUAUAUCUCGAAACUGGAUCCUGAGAGUCUUGCAGCAAGAGACGGGCGUUUGAGAGUUGGCGACGAAAUAGUUAACGUGAAUGGUCAUCUUCUGCGCGGAAUGACAACGUUAGGAGAGGCCGAGAGUACGCUGGAUAAAUGUUUGCCGCCAUCACCGUGGAGCCAUUUAAACAAUUUUCACGUUGACAUUGUCAUAGCACGAGAUGAGCAGAGCGAAAGUUAUUCAGAAACAGACGGGCACACCAGUGAAGAGAGGAAGAUGUCGGACCACAGUGUUUGGUCAUCAAGGUCAACCACUCCGACAUUCAGUGGUGAUGGAAGCUCAACGCCUCACACAAUUGGCAGCACAGAACAUAUUGCAGCUCUUCAGAACGAGUCUGAGGUGUCGAAAUUGUGUUGGUCCAAAAGUGAAGACUUAGGUGAGGGUUUUCAUGAACCCGAGCCGCUUGGUACGAGACACUCUAUUGACGGUUCAUGCUCCCGAUCAGUACCACCAAAAACAUUAUUAGCAGGAAAAUUAGAUUUCUGGUUAAGAAGCAGAAGGUCCCACGCCAGCGAAACCUCAGUACAAAGAGAUCGUUUUUCCUUAUACCACAGAGAUUCUGAAGACAGCGCCUUUGCUCCCAACUCAGUGAAAAAUAAAAACAAUAAUCACUGUAACGGAGAUUCGGCCCGAAAUUCCAGUCAUCAGAUCCGUGACAACUGUGAGGACGACGAUGUAUUUGUGAAGACUCCAAAUAUCGACAGCCCUCCAGUCCUUGACGGGAAUUCCCAGACACUUGUUAAUUCUCAUGUGCGUUUUCGAUGUAAGACGCCCUCAGACUCGACCAUAAUACACGAUAGCUCGCCAAAGACUCGAAGAAAUUUUGCAGUAAUAGGUAAAAGCUCCAAAACUUUGGGUACAGGUGGAAGAGAAUCUCUUCCAGAUACAAAUUUUGAAAUGAUCAUCAAAGAUCAUCGGCAUUCCAUGGCCAUGUCUAGUCCCUGCUCCCCUGUGUCAUCCCCGGCAAGUGUCCCUCUCUCGAUACGUCACAGCACGGCAUCGCUGCCGCAUAGUCGCCUUAGUUCUGCCGGUACAAGCCCCGGUACCCCAGCGGGAUCGCCUACAUCUCGCCCGGGUUUCCUGGCAGCCGUCUGUUCCUCCGCCCCUGUCACGCUGCACGCCGUUGUGUUCGAGAAAGGGGUCGGCAAGAAGUCGCUGGGUUUCAGCAUCGUCGGUGGCCGUGACUCUCCUAAAGGCCACAUGGGGAUAUUCGUGAAGACCAUCUUUCCCACGGGACAAGCUGCAGAGGCAGGGACCCUCUUCGAAGGGGACGAGAUUCUGGCAGUGAAUGGGGAGGCCCUUCAAGGGAUGUCGCAUGCUGAAGCCAUCGCAGCUUUCAAGCGUAUCCGCUCCGGGCCAGUGGCGCUGCGUCUGGCAAGGAGACACGUGCUCAGACAACCGAGACUGAAGCCGUCCGAGAGUAUGGAGUAGAAAGACAUCUUGGAAAGACCAGCGUAGUGGCAGAGUGGUACAAGCAGAGAACGUGCUUCCUGGUGUCUGAGUAACACAGCAGUAUAGUGUAGAGUCCGUUGAAUCCGGUUGAGUUCUCUGUCGAGACAAUCUAAAGUGAACUCCUCCUCAAGUAGUGUACAUUAACAGUCAUUCUAGUCCUAGCCAGUGCUUAAUUUGUGAUGGACUUAUGCGUAAUAGUCAAAUGGGUUAUGUCACUGUGUAUGGAAUAAUGUUCUUUUGUUAAAAUUACCCGUUUGGCAAUGUGACGUGAACGCACAAUGCAGCUGGUAAGAAAGACAGCCAUUGGACUCUGUUUUGAGCCAAUUCGAUUGAAUUCUCAUCUACAUAAUCUGUAGGCCUAUCUGUAAAAUUGAUCUCAAUGUUGCCCUAUCAUCUCCUAAGUAUUACAAACAAUCGCUUUCCAAAUUGUUUCCCUAUCAGCAUUCUGUGAGAAUUUAUGAUUUCCCUUGUCCGAUAUAUAGCUACAGAAAAACAUCAUGAAGUUUUCAUUAUGUAAUACUCCAGGUUUCCCAUUCACGCCAUCAUGUUAACGUCCAAAUAUUUUUCGCAGCACCCCGUUUUCAGGUAUUUGCAAUUUAUUUUCUUCCAUAAAAAUAAUAUUUCAUAACCAUGAAAAAUGGGUGCGAAAUGUAAACAAAAAGUCAUCUAGUGUCUCAUGAAGAAAACUUGGUUACUAAAAUAAAUUGAAUUGAUUAAUGAUAACAACAACAACAACAAUAAUAAUAAUAACAACAAUAAUUUCAAAAUUUUAAUUUUCUCGUAAUCUGAUCAUAAAGUAUAAUUUCGUUAAUGUUAUUAAAUAUUUAGAUUUUUGAAGAUUCUUUGCUUAUUUUUACCUAUUUGUUAUAUUGUUACUGUGUCGCAGAUAAGUUCCUGCUGUUAAAAUCAUCUCUUAAUAUGUUCCAAUGAGAUGGGCAUUUUACGAUGACGUAUUUGACUGUAUGUGAACAAUAGCGGAAAAUGGUUAGUUAACUCUGAGAAGAUACAUCAUGACAAAUAGAUCACUUUCAUAUUAAGUUGAGUUGGUUGUGCUCUUGAUAAUAGGCAUAGAAUGUUACUUAUCUUGAAGAAUUAUAUCUUUGUGGGAUAUAACGCCUUGUAGCCCAGUGAAAGUCAACUGAUUAUUCCAAGGAACACUGCUUGAAUUUCACUGGGCUACACUGCAGUAUAUCCCACAAGGCAGAACACUUCAUGACCGCCAUUGUGAGGAUCUGAAAAGCUACAUAUCUUGGUUUUAUGACUUAAUUCAAUAUGUAACUUGCUGUUGCUGACAUUAAUAUCCUGCAAUUGUUAACUCGUGUAACUCAGUAUCUGCGUUUCCUUGCCUUCUCUCUAAAAUCCUGUUGAGAGUGGCACAUAAAACAGAUCUCAUGUCCAGAGACUCUUCUUGUCUUGAGGAAACAUUCCGAGCGCGAAGUUGACUGGAAGGUUGCAGCUUCAGAGGGGACAAACGUAUGAAGAAGUUGUCAGUAUGUAUACGCUGUAUGUUAUAAGUAAUAUAAAUGCUGACAUGGCAUUAGACAGCAGAAGAACUGAGGCUUGAUUCUUGGUAGGGACAAGACAUCCAGACUAAUUCUGGGGCCCAUGCUGCCUCCUAUGCAAAGCGUACAGGAAGAGGUGCGACCACGAAAUCACAAGUUAAGCAGUGGUCCUAAAACAGUCAACGGAAUGAAGCAUCUGAUAGUGAACUGGUUUAGCAGACAAAUAAAGGUCCAAUGACACAGUUAUCUGUAUGCAUUGUUGUGUAGAGUAGUAGCUAAUAUCUCAUAAAUAUGACUGUAGCAAUUUGUGUUUAGUGUUCUAUGCAGUAGUAUCAAUUGUUUGUGUUUUGUAACUUAUACGUAGCAUUACAGACAUGUGAAUCUGUUUGUGUUAUGUACAGUAUCAUUGUGCAAUAUUAAAUGUUCAUCAGUCA